Messenger RNA from Heterostelium album PN500, 987 nucleotides. Its product is annotated as putative transmembrane protein. The transcript has 2 exons. Lineage: Eukaryota; Evosea; Eumycetozoa; Acytosteliales; Acytosteliaceae. Bases 1 to 987 code for a protein of 328 amino acids. The record is from RefSeq and is a predicted model, not a curated record.
AUGACACCCGAAGAAAAAGCAGAACAAGAAAGACGAAGAAGAGAAGCAAGAAAGAAUAGAAUACAAAGUCAUGCUGGUGGUAGACUUGGUUUCAUUGCUGAGCAAGUGAAGGAUCCUACCGAUACACCACCAAAGAAGAUCGAAGACGAUGACGAUGACUCGUUAGAUAAUAAUGAAAUACCAACACCAUCCGAUAAUAAUAAGAAAAAUAAUACACCCUCUAAUAAUAAUAAUAAUAACAAUAAUAAUAGUAAUAAUAAUAAUAUAUUUGAAAGAAGAAGACAUCUUCCACAACAUUCAAGAUCAACAAUUAGAUUGUUUGGUAUAGUUAUGUUUUCUCUUUUGUUUGCUUCCAAUACGAUAAUAAUGAGUGCAAAGGAAUCAGAGAUUAAAGAUCGUCAUCCUAUCUACAAGUAUUUGGUACAGUUGAAAUCGAUGGUCGAUCAGCAGGGUAACGAUAGCUUGACUGCUCUCUUUGAGUAUAAGGAACUACUGAUUUGUACACUACCUUUGAUGUUGCUUUGGGUUGCCUGGGAAUAUGUAAUGGGUUACAGCAAAUCGAUGGGAAGAUUCUUCCCAGUGUUGAAAUCAGACUCGACCAUCGUUGCAUUCCUCUAUACAGUGACAAUCGACUUGACAUUGCGUUUCGGUCAUCAACUUCAAAUAGUACCACCAAGCAUCGAAUCGACAUCUCUCAUCAGUGGACUCUACAUUCCUCUAGCAGUAGCAUUACUAAGUCAAUACGUUAUUAAAUCGAUUCCAGAUCAUUUCCCAAUUGUAAACAUGAAUGAUACAAUUAGAAGAGGAUAUGAAAGCAUAGCAAAUAUAAUUGUAAUGGUAGCAACACUAUUGGUUUGUAUCGAUUGGUGGGCAUGCACCUCCUCACUUUGUCAAGAUGGAUUACUCUCAUUGAUCGCAAAUCGCUCAAGAGGUUUACUCUUUUGGUCGUAUCUAUGUAAUUGUUUCAUCUCAAGAGUUAUUGGAUAA